UCUUUCUACCGAGUUCUCAUCACAGAUCAACGGCACAACAGAGCAUCGAUCGAAUUGCGGAUCACAGCGGAUCAUCAAGACAAGCAGCAAAUCCAUGGGAGUGGGGAUGAAGCGCGCGAGGGAGGAGGAGCCAGUUGUGUCUCUGGCGCUGUCGCUCAGCACGGACUCUCCGACGACGUCCAGCACGACGUCGGACAACUCGACCGGUGUCCCGGCGGCGGCCGCCAGGAAGAGGACGCGGCGGGGGAGAGUUGUGUCCACGUCUGGGGAAGGGGAGUUCGUCUGCAAGACUUGCGGCCACAUGCGCCGGCACCGCGAGGAGAUGGCGGUCCGCAGCGGCAGCGCCAUCGACCGGUGGGUCGCGCUGACGGAUCAGGAGGCUAGGCACCAGGACGGCGCCGACCGGCCUCCCGUCUUGCUGGAGCUGUUCGUCUAGUUAGCUAGCUCGAUCUCUCUGCUUUCUAAUUCAGGACUUGUACAGAUCUUCAGAAUGAUAUGUUAGGUUAGUUGUGUCUUCAGAAUGAGAUAGCUUAAUUGUCCGAUCGACUGGGGAGUAUAGUAUAUAUUUUUGCGGGGCCAUCUUGUAUAUGAUCACAGUUCACAAGUCCAAUUCAGAGCCUAAAUUUGUACUCCAAA
This is a messenger RNA of Triticum urartu, 636 nucleotides long. RefSeq lists its product as uncharacterized. The record is from RefSeq and is a predicted model, not a curated record. Lineage: Eukaryota; Viridiplantae; Streptophyta; Magnoliopsida; Poales; Poaceae.